CUCUCUCUUUCUCUCCUCAAGAUUUCGAAUGUGGUUCAGGAUCCUUGAUAGGCGAGUCACCAUCGGCUCGUGGUAGCAGAUGGAGCGAGAGCAGCAAGCACAGUCGACUGCAUUUAAACGCCGAGCGCCUUGACCUCUGCGACGCAUCACUACACCGCCAGCUCCAACUCGCCCCACCUCGCUGACCCCUCGACCACCACUACUACUACUACUACUACUACUAUCGUCAGCCGCUCGCCCUGCAGCUUUCGCAAGCGCUUCAUAUGCUCGUCCCGAUACCAGUAGCGACAAGAGCAAGAGUGACAGCAACAGCAACAGCAACAGCAACAGCAACAGCAAGAAGCGUCAAUCACCAGCACGAAGCGUCAGCACCAUGUCGAACCCGAGCGAGCGCACUCGCCUCCUUGCUCCUUCGCAGCAAGCCGCACCAUCCGCCUCCCCCCAUGACACCAUCGUGACUGAUGAGGAAGCGCGACAAGCUUCGUUGGCUGCUCGCAUCGAGGCUGUGAAAGAGUCUGUGCCCAGGUCUCAGCUAUACACCUCGCUCGUCUGCCUCUUUUCAUCCGUGACGCUGGUCGGUCUGGACACUACGCUGGUGACCACGCUCGGCGGCUACAUCUCAAGCAGCUUCGAUGCUGCAGAGUAUUUGCCAUGGAUCGGCUUGAGCUACAUGCUCACCAACUGCGCAUGCGCACCUCUGUACGGUCGACUCGCAGACGUCAUUGGCAGAAAGCAGGCGCUGCUCAUGGGCGUCGCAUUCUUCACUGCAGGAACGGCCAUGUGCGCCGUUGCCCCUUCCAUGAUUCUCCUCGUCUUUGCCCGCGCUUUGGCUGGCAUGGGUGGAGGUGGUAUCGCUGCGUGCAUGAGCAUCGUGCUCACAGACUUGGUACCGAAUCGCAGCCGUGGCCUAUACCAAGGCGUUGCUCAGCUGGUCUUCUCGAUCGGCACAGCUUCAGGCGGACCGUUGGGAGGCUUGCUAGCAGAGACGCUCGGAUGGCGUUGGUCUUUCUUGUCUCAGGUCCCUUUGCUCUUGACUGCAUACAUCACCAUCGUCUUCAUGCUUCAUCUACCAAAACUACCAAAGGAGGAGGAUGAGCCCGAGGCGGUUGCACAGACUGCUCCGAUGGCCACCAAUGACCAAGCUCGCUCCGACGAUUCCGGCGAGGCGAGGACUGCACCACCUCACGCAGAGGUCCAGACCGUGCCUCUGUGGAAAUUGCUCGAUCUGCCCGGCACCCUCCUCUUGAUCAUCAGCUUGCUCUGCCUCAUCUCGGGUCUCACGCUCAUCUCCUCUUCUAGAUUGCCAAUUUCCGAUCCGAAAGUCAUCGCCUGCUUGGUCAGCUUUGCUGUUCUGACGGCCGUCUUUCUGUCGUAUGAAGGAACGGUAGCAAAGCGCACAGGAGCUGUGAUCCCCAUGCGACUCUUCAACAACCGCACCGUGAUCUGUGCUGCAGGCUACUAUCUAACUUCAAAUUUUGCCUUUCAAGGCUUCAUCUUUCACAUGCCAAUCUACUUUCAAGCUGGUCGUUUGUACACCUCGACUAAGACUGGCCUGCAGAUGCUUCCCUUCUCCAUCAAUACCGCCGUCAGCGCUCUAUUCGCAGGCUUCUAUCUGCGCAAGACUGGUCGCUACUGGAACUUGCUGCAGAUCUGCAACCUGAUCACCAUCGCGACCCUAGCCUCCUACACGACUUUUGACAUCAACACGUCUGAUGUAAAGCUCUACGCCAGCAUCAUACCCAAUGGCAUCGGUGCAGCGUCCUUUACCAUCGUGCUUGUCGCUUUGACCACUGCGCUGCCGCACCGCGAUCAAGCUUCCGCCCAAGGGCUGAUGUUUUUUUGCAGAGGGCUUGGAAGCGUUUUGGGUCUGGGCAUAUCGGGAGCGCUGUUCCAGGAUCGAGUAGCGAAUGAGCUUGGCGCGCGUAUCCGAGGUCCAGGAAGCGCCGAGAUCAUCGAGAAGUUGAGACGAGACAUCUUGUUUAUCCGCAAGCUGGAUCCCGUGACGCAACUGCAGGCGCGCGAAAGCUUCAUUCUAGCUUUCCAAACCGUUGCGCGCGCCUCCACGGCAGCCUUCGCAUGCUGCUUCAUCCUGGCCCUGUGGUUGCCGGAGCACACCAUCAAUAAGACCCAGAAGCCUGAUGCGGAGCAACAACCAGAUGAAGCAACAGCGCCCGCUGCAACAUCCACGAACGGAAGACAGGAAGGCAGUCCAGCUUGAUCUGAUCCUUUCCUCACGCCUGUUUUGAGUGGUGAAGACGAAGAUCUGCUUGUUUGGUGAUCUGGACCUCGAGGGUGAUGGAUGCGCAAGUGCUGCAAUAGACGUUCUGCUGCUUCUAUUCCGAGCGGAUGCGCAAUGCGAUGUGCCUCAAAGUGCUGUGGAUAGCUACGACUUGCAAUGCUACACUUCACGCG
Ceraceosorus guamensis is the source of this 2412-nucleotide messenger RNA. RefSeq names its product MFS general substrate transporter. The transcript is spliced from 7 exons. Gene Ontology annotation, biological process: basic amino acid transport; transmembrane transport. Gene Ontology annotation, cellular component: fungal-type vacuole membrane. NCBI's taxonomy places the organism in Eukaryota, Fungi, Basidiomycota, Exobasidiomycetes, Ceraceosorales, Ceraceosoraceae. Bases 374 to 2218 code for a protein of 614 amino acids. The record is from RefSeq and is a predicted model, not a curated record. Gene Ontology annotation, molecular function: basic amino acid transmembrane transporter activity.